Polyodon spathula (Mississippi paddlefish) is the source of this 6553-nucleotide messenger RNA. RefSeq names its product pleckstrin homology domain-containing family G member 3-like. The record is from RefSeq and is a predicted model, not a curated record. Lineage: Eukaryota; Metazoa; Chordata; Actinopteri; Acipenseriformes; Polyodontidae. Bases 411 to 5006 code for a protein of 1531 amino acids. The transcript has 21 exons. Gene Ontology annotation, molecular function: guanyl-nucleotide exchange factor activity.
UAAGUGGAGCAUUUUGGUUUGCUAGUGUUUGAGAGAGAGACGCGGUUUUAAUGUCUGCCGGAUUUAAUAGUAAUUUUGGAAGUCUUGCUCUGGAAUUUAAAACUGUGUCCUGCCGUUCUUGCAACAAGAAUAACAAAGCUACAUAAACGCGUGCUCUCUAGAUAAGCUGUUGCCUAUGCUGGUGAAUUUCUGGAGGUUUAGAUUUCAACUCCCAAUACAUUUAUUUAUUUAAGGAGAUCUGGUCUGGGUCCAACUGUAUGGGCUGGGUAAUUCACUUUCCCUGGAUCAUCUGUUUCUGGGUUAAUUUUACAGUAGGAACUCAAGUGAAGUCAGCCCUUUUAUAGUAAACCAUAUCAGCUGUACUCUGAUUGGAACCAGAGGAACCAGAUGCUGAAAAAACAAUUGGUGUCAUGCCAGAAGGAUCACUCAGUGCUCUGUAUGAGGUGCCAAUGGGCGAAGAAUCCCCUCGGUUGUCCACCGCCUCAUCAGUGAGCAGCAAUGAGAGAAUGUCCACAGUCACAGUCUCGGAAUGCUCAGCCUCGGUCAGCGCAGACUUCUCGGAGACUGACCGGCCAGUGAGCGUGGUGUCCACUAUCUCCUCAGGGUCCUCUCGGGACGGGCAGAGCCUGUACGGCAGCAUGGCCGCCUUGACCGCUACCACCUCGACUACCUGCCAGUCAGAACCCCAGCACCAAGACGAGACAGACAUUGACUUGGAACUGAGCCCCUCGGAAGCAGACAUGGGCACUGAGGUGUCAGACAAGGUGGAGGUCAGCCUUCGAGCGAGCCGCUCGCGCAACAACAACAACAACAACACAGCGAACAGGGCCAGCAUGGAUGGCUCGCGACAGCCCCCGCUCUCGCCCUUCGCCGCCAAAGCCAUGGCUCCCAAUCCCAAACUCAGCUACGUGGACCGUGUCGUCAUGGAGAUCAUUGAGACGGAGCGCAUGUAUGUGCGAGACCUGCGCAGCAUUGUGGAGGAUUACCUGGCCCAUAUCAUUGACACUCCAGAGCUGUCUAUCCGACCUGAACAAGUCUGUGCUCUCUUUGGAAACAUUGAGGAUAUCUACGGCUUUAACAGUGAACUUUUGCAAGCUCUGGACAUGUGUGAAAACGACCCUGUGGCUAUUGCCCAAUGCUUUGUAGAGAAGAGUGAUUAUUUUGAUAUCUACACUCAGUACUGUACCAACUACCCCAACUCUGUUGCUGCCUUGACAGACUGCAUGAGGGACAAGUUUCUUGCCAAGUUUUUUCGAGAGAGACAGGCAUCACUGAAGCGCUCCCUCCCACUGGGGUCCUAUCUGCUCAAACCCGUCCAGAGGAUCCUAAAAUACCACUUGCUGCUCCAGGAAAUUGCCAAGCAUUUUGACCCACAGGAGCUUGGCUAUGAAGUGGUGGAAGAGGCGAUUGACACCAUGACCGGGGUAGCCUGGUAUAUCAACGACAUGAAGAGGAAGCACGAGCAUGCUGUGAGGCUGCAGGAGGUCCAGUCGCUGCUGCUCAACUGGAAGGGCCCUGACCUGACCACGUACGGAGAGCUUGUUCUCGAGGGAACCUUCCGGCUCCAACGCGCCAAGAACGAGCGCACCCUGUUCCUCUUCGACAAGAUGCUGCUCAUCACCAAGAAACGAGGGGAGCACUACGUCUACAAAACCUUCAUCACGUGCUCCACCUUGAUGUUGAUAGAAAGCACAAGAGACUCGCUGACUUUCAGCGUCACACACUACAAACACCCCAAACAGCCUCACACUGUCCAGGCCAGAACGGUUGAAGAGAAGAGACUGUGGGCCCAUCAUAUCAAGAGACUCAUUCUGGAAAACCAUCAUGCUAUCAUUCCACAGAAGGCCAAGGAAGCCAUCUUGGAAAUGGACUCCAUCUACCCAUACAAAUACAAAUACAGCCCGGAAAGGCUUAAGAAAAGCCUGUCGAGUCAUGCGGCUGAUGACUUCACAGACGGGGGGAGACAGGGCCGACGGCUGUCUGAACCAGCUAAACAGAUUAUGAAGAACACCAAAGCGAUUCUCAAGCACGCAGACAGUGAAGGGGCGCUUCUGGCUGACAGUGGCUCCCUACAGGCCGGAGCCAGUGUCGGAACCCUGGCUUCAAGGCUAGGCGAUUCUGAGGCUGAAAGGCCUAGUAUGGAGGAGGAUGAGGAGGAAGCAGACUAUGAAGAGCUUGGCCUCAGUAAGGAAUCCCUUGAGCGGCUCAACCCUAGUGACAGUGAGGUUCCUAGUCAAGGGGCCGAGCUCCCAGCUUUCAGGGCUGAGGAGGGAGAGGAUGAGGAAGAUGAGAUACUGAUGGGGGACGACCAGAAUGGAGAAGGGCAUGACCUUAUUGAAGAAAAUGGGUUCCAGAGACAGAAUAGCCAAUCUUCUGGGAAAGAGGUGCAGAAAAGGAGUGUGGAAGGUGGUUAUUUAAUAGAACAGGCUGCAGAAGAGGUGGAGCAGAUAUUCAAUGAAGAGAUUCAUUCUGAGAGUGAAGACAGGCGUUCAGAAGAGCAUUCUUCAGACUCUGAGCCUGUAAUCAUUGAUGGACGGCCUCCUGAUGCUCCGGAAGCCACUCAGCAUCCAGAACCCGAAGAUGACCAAACAGAGGAAAGGCAGGAAACAGCCCUGGAGUCUGUCUCGGCUGACACAGCAGAAGAACCGAAGACACUGAGCAGCGGAGAGUCUUCCGAAGACGAAGAGGAGGAAGAACCAACGACAGAGUGUGAGCCUCAGGGCAUCCUCCCAACGUCCGUGCUGGAUCAGGCCAGUGUGAUUGCAGAGCGUUUCUUGAACAAUCUCUCCAGACGGGACAGUUUGAUAAUGGAGGACGGCAGGUCCCUGAGCUGCCCUUCUCCAAGACUGACCAGCAGAAGCAGCAGUAUCCUGAGCCUAGACGCUAUAGAAAAGGCCCAAAAACACUCCAGCACGUCGUCAGAAGCUCCAGGGAUCUUAACCUCUCGAGAAGCCACAGCUCUUCAAGCCAACAGUACUCAGGAGUCCACUUCAGUAUUGUCUCCAAACUCAGAUAAUCUUUUCGAGCUGGAAAGAACGCCACCUUACAGACGAAGGGACUCCACUUUAUCCAAGCAAGACAGGCUCCUCAUUGACAAGAUUAAGAGUUAUUACGAUCACGCAGAACACCAGGAUGUCAGCUUCAGCAUCAAGAGGAGGGAAAGCUUGACCUAUAUCCCACCGGGACUCGUUAGGAACUCUGUUUGCAGAUUCAACAACAUACCCAAGGACAAAUUUGCCCCUGAGGAGGUUGUGAGGAACAGAAUUGGUGGCUCUGCUUGUACGGUUAACAGCAGACCAGCUUCGUGGACCGUGUUUGAUCUUCCGGCUAUGGGUAAGAACAGUGGGCCUGAGCCCAUAGCUCCAAAACUUGAGGAAUCCAGUAGCCCUCAACGUAGUGAAACCGGGUCAUUGAGUGCUGAAAAUCAUUUCCAGAAUCCUGUAACGGAUGAAGAAUUUAAGCCAUCAACAGAGAUGAUUAAAGUGUGGCAGCAGAUGGAAAAGGAAGUCAAUAGCACUCAUAUGGAGCAUUCAAGGAAAGAGAUUCCAGAGGAAGUGCAUCCCUCAGGGAGACCAAGCCCACACCUGUCAAGAAAGGGGCAGGUUAGUAAUGGCAGUAUUGCUCCAAAGUACAACGAACCCCUCAUGAUACUCGAAGACGACGAUCUGAGCACCAUCACAGAGGAGUCUUCGAACUCAUCACCAGACAAAGGCUCCCCAAGGACAAUGCUCUUCGGGGGAAAGCCUAGCUGGUAUGGAAGUGAGGGAAACAGUGAGAGCAGUGGUGUGAGGACCUCGAGGGUGCCCACCCCGAGGAUCAUCCAUUUGGGUUCUUGUUUUGACAACGAGAUGCAAGACAUGGAACAGGUCAAGAGUAAGGUGUUCCAGCUUGCCCGGCAUUUCAGUCAGAGAACAAAGACCGCUAAGCCUGUGGUGAAGCAGAGAGGCAUGGACGGUGCAGGACAGCUGAAGAAAAGGAACCUAUCCUCUGUGCAGGAGGAGAAGAUGGAGAAAGAAAGUAAAGGAAAACCAAACCUGACCCUGUCCUUUCCUGUGUACGACAAAGUAAUUCUCCAAGAGCUAAGCCCAUCACCACAGCACAAGUCUCCAGCACAGCAGUGCCCAAGUCCUGUCCACACUGCUGGCUCCUCUGUGAGUCCCAGAGUUCUGUCCCCAAGCAGACCCUGUUCCAAGAGCCCCCUCAGCCCUGUUCAGUCAGAGAGCUUUCACUGGCCUGACGUCCAGGAGCUGAGGUCCAAAUACGGCAAGAAAGAAACCAGAAGUGGGCAGUCCAAGCUUCUUUCAGUGGCCAGGAGCUGUUCUGUCCCUGAAAAGAUGCUGGAAUUUCCAGAAGGGAGAAGCUCAAAUUUUAACUCCACAGUGAACACUCAGUUUGGUGUCCGCGGCAGAACAGCUUCCACCAGCACCGCUGAACACCGGACCUCCAAGGCUCUUCAGCCGGACAAGGCAGAGGGCCUUAGCCAUCCCCAGAUCUGCAGGACUGGUUCCUUAGAUCAGAGGAUAAGCGGACAUCAUUUGGAUGGCUUUAAGAACCUCAAAAAUGAAGACAACUUAAAAAAUAUGUUUUAUGUUUCUGGGGAGACCACCUUGCCCAGUGAGCAAAAGGUCAUAGUUAUGGAGAAAGUACUGGAGCAGAACAUUGAUGUUGAUGUUGUAGAGACAGGGGAGGACCUCGAGGACGAUGACAGCUUUGUGCAAAUCCGAUCUCCAACCACUAGGGAGAAGAUCUCCAUCAGGGCGGUCACUGAGAGGUGCAAGGCCUACCAGGAGUCUGAAGAGUACCGGCAAAGAGAGGACGGUGACAAGCCCGACCAGGGGACAAUGAAAGGAAAGGCUAAAGAACAAGACAGGCCAGCCUUCUCAAAUGACCAAAAUGUUGAGUACAGAAGAGGUUCUGUACCAGCAGCAAAAAAGACUGACAUUAACCAACAAAGCUUGGUGAAAAACUUGAGAGAGAAAUUUCAAAAUUUAAGCUCAAAUACCUAGACAUGUUUUUUUUUUUUUUAAUUCAUUUUUUUUUUUUUAAGUCUUGUAUUUUUUUUAAAAGCACUGAAAUCUAUACUUAAAUGCCAAAAACACUGAUUUCUUGUCCACAAUUUUUUAUAGUGGCAUGUAAGACAGAUGUUUUAAAGAUUUUUUUUUCCAGAUUUUUGUUUCUGUUAUAAAUGUAUGAUGAUGAUAGAUAUUUUUUUUAUACAUUUUGUAGUAUAUUGAAGCGAAGAGAAGGUGAAUCCCUGCACUAGAAGCAAAACAGAAAGUAAAUUCUUUAGUAAAAUACCACUUCACAGAUAGCUUCUUUACAUUGAACUGCCAUGGUUUGCUGAGCCAACUGUGCUUUCCGUUGUGUUCAGAAAGUUUUCAGCUGAACGGUGAAAAGGGCUCGCUUAAUCUAAUUCACAUCUCUUUACUUGGUUAGUAUCGAUGUCUGUGCUCUUUUGCUGUCAGGUUCUAUGAAGCAGAAAUUUUUGCUGCUUUCACAGCUACAAGAUUUAAAAAAUACAAACUGCAAAGAAUUAUUUUCUUGUAUUUUUAUUUCAAAUGCCUGUGAGGCCUUCAGUAUAAGGGACUUUCACUUUAAAGAAAGUAUUAACUGAUCAGCUGGAGUUAAUAGUAAUAUAUCUCUGAAGAGACAGUGUAAUCUACUUCAACAUACCUUUCGGGGUGAUUCUCAGUACAACACAUAUAAAAUUGGAAUGGAAUUGGAUGAUGGCCAAUCAUAACAGCCCAGUAUGGAGCUUUUUGAAUGCAUUGAAUUGAAUAAUUUUGUUUUAAAAUGGGUUAGGUGGACCAAUAAUGACUGUAGUAUAUAUUAUGAUAAAAUAUUUGUCUAGCUUUCUGGACAAAACUGUAACUGAACUGCCAAAAAAUGAACCUACAUAUAUAGAUCAUUGGCCAGCCUGACAUCAAUACAACUAUUUAAAAAAAAAAAAAACAAUUAUGUAAAUUGAUUUAAAUCAUGCAUUUUGUGGCACCUUAGGUAAUUUUCCCUUUUUUUUUUUUUUGUUUCUGAAGGCAAACAAUGAAUGUGCAUCACCCCAACCACCUAAAAAAUGUCAAUACAUAUAAUCUAUUGGUCAUGGACAUGUGUCCACAAUAUAACGUAGGUCAAUGCAAAUAUUUUUUGCAUCGAAAUGGAUUUCCUUUGUUGUGUGACUCUCGGUUCCCUAACCUGACUGUAACCUUUUUAAAUGGCACCUUCAUGUAGGAGGUUAACAUAAUGAAAAUUUGCCCAGAAGACAUAUUAAUCAACCCGUACACAUAAGAGUUGGUGGUAUAAGUUACUGGCUGUAUUUAAGUACCGGUUAACAGAUCUGAAAUUCUCUUCAAUGAAAGCCAAGCAUUCCAUCAAUGCAGAAUCUGAACAUGGGAACUAAUCUCGAUCUACUAUUUUCCUUUUAUUUAUUUUUCUCGUGUAAAUGAUAUAAAGAUAUUCCUGUCUUUCUAUAAAUACAGUAUAUAUUAUCCAGUUUAAAACGCACUGUAAAUAAAUGUGUUGUCAUGUUAUGCAUUCCACAUUAAAAUCAAUGUACAUA